Halichondria panicea is the source of this 511-nucleotide messenger RNA. Its product is annotated as splicing factor 3B subunit 5-like. NCBI's taxonomy places the organism in Eukaryota, Metazoa, Porifera, Demospongiae, Suberitida, Halichondriidae. The record is from RefSeq and is a predicted model, not a curated record. Bases 138 to 398 code for a protein of 86 amino acids. The transcript has 5 exons. Gene Ontology annotation, biological process: mRNA splicing, via spliceosome. Gene Ontology annotation, cellular component: precatalytic spliceosome; U2 snRNP.
GUUACUAUUUUUAGACCAGAUUGGCUCUCUGCUCACGUGGUAUCAUUUCAGACUGAAAGAAGUGCAGUCCUUGUUUUGCUGAUCUGCGCUGCCGCAUACGCAUAUAAUCUGAGGCACUGCCAUAUGAGAUUGAAGUCAUGGGAGACCGUUACAACAUUCACAGUCAACUAGAGCAUUUACAGUCAAAGUAUGUGGGGACUGGCCAUGCUGACAUCUCAAAAUUUGAAUGGGUUGUGAACCAGCACAGAGACUCCCUCGCCUCGUACAUUGGACACCCCAACCUCACUGAGUUUUUUGCCAUCGCUGAGAAUGAGAGUAAAGCUAGAAUAAAAUUCAAUUGUUUACAGAAAAUGCUGCAACCGUGUGGAGUUCCUCCUGAAAAGCCUGAAGAGGACUAAACUCUAGUGAACUCUUUCUCUUUUUCACUGCAUUAUCUUAUUAUGCCACUCCCAAUAAUGUUUUUCAUUGACACACGACCAUUGAUUAUGACUGCAUAAUUAUAUAAAAUUAA